Molecule: messenger RNA, 691 nt
Organism: Anopheles aquasalis
Lineage: Eukaryota; Metazoa; Arthropoda; Insecta; Diptera; Culicidae
Source: RefSeq, a predicted model, not a curated record
AGUAUACCAAAGUGUGGCUCGCUAACCAUGCACGAUCGGCAGCUCGAUAAUCCAGAGGAUACGGAUCGAAUGAUCACCAGCUUUAUGAAGACUCGGAAAUGGAGGAAAAUUGUGGAAAUCGGCCAAGAACUGGCACCAACGGAACGAUCGCGGUAUCUGUGGGCCUGGCCAACCGAGCAGGAUGUGGAACGGAUCGGUCAAGUGCUUGGUCACCUCGAAGUCAAAUCGAUCGCUAGCGUAGGCUGUGGAACGGGACUGUUGGAGUGGAUAGUUGGCUGUGCUUAUGAUGCCAUCACGUUCCGUGGGAUCGAGAUCGAUGAAGAUUGGUGGAGCUCCAAGUACGCACCGAUCAGCUACAUUCCAUUGAAAUUUGUACACGGUUCCGGUAACGGUGAGCUGUUGCGAGAACUGACCGAUGCAACAGAUGGGCUCAUGUUUUGCUACUUCAACAACGGCGAUGCUUUCACUCAGUACGUCGAAGCGUUCAAGGGACGGUACGUCAUUAUCGUUGGCCCUCGAAGUGAUCGUGGUGUGCAUACGAAUCCGCUACCGAUGGCACCGGGCGAAUCUUUUCUGGAACGGUGGCAAUUGGUGGAACAUUUCGAUCUAGGCAGUGAAAACAUAAACUGUACAGCAGUUUACCAACGCAAGAAGACUGAAGAUUAAUAAAGUUAAUUUGCUAUGUUUCGUA